UUUAUAAAGUACUUAGUCCGGUGCCAGCCUGGCACUUGGUAGGGGCUAAAUCAACACUUCUUAUCGUUUCAGCUUCCCGGGGAAGGGCAGGGUUCUGGGGCCCAGAAUGAAAUCUUCCUUUUGACUCCCUAGUCUCUGGUCAUCAUGAAGAAUGCCUCCCCCACCCCCAAAAAAGAGCCCCACCAGGAGAAGCCUCCUGCCUGAGCCCUUCGCCAGAGCUCCAGGGAAGCCCUGACGCUUCUGGCUGAGGGGAGUCGGGGCAGUGGGACCUCCCGUCCAACCUGCCCAGGCCCGGAAGGUUGACCGUGGAAGACUGCCCAAAGGCUCAGGCCUAGAGCUCAGCCUUAAGACACCGGGAGGAUGGAGGAGGAGGAAGGACAGACUCUUGGGUCCCUGCAAACCCCGUUUCAGGAACCGGUGACGUUCUGGGACGUGGCUGUGGACUUCUCCCAGGAGGAGUGGCAGUGCCUGGAGCCUGCCCAGAGGAGCCUGUACCGGGCCGUGAUGCUGGAGAACUAUGAGCACCUGGUGUCCCUGGGCGUGAGUGUUCCUGUUUCCAAAAUGGACUUGAUCUCCUUACUGGAGAAAGGAGGAGCUCUUUCAGGGCCUGAGGGAGGAGGCCCUAGCAACAUCUGUUCAGAUUCCUUUACCAAAGAAGCCAGGUUUGAAAGCAAAGAUUCAAGUCUGAUACAAGGCAUUUACAUGGAAGCAUCAUAUAAGAAAAGAAUGUCAAAAGAUAGUCCAUGGCAUUCCAGGAAAAGAGAAACUAGGAAAUUUGAAGUCAGUGUAGAAAAACGGAAAGAUAACCAGCAGAGACAAUCCAGACUAGUCAUAACUUGUGGCAAAACUCAUAAUAAAAUGUAUGUUCGUCAUUCUAAUACACUGGGGAGAAGUUUACAUUUGGGUAUAAAGGGAAGACUUAAUAGACAUAAGAGAAUUCAUACUGGAGAGAAACUCUUUGAAUGUACUGAGUGUGGGAAGGUUUUCAGCCAGAGGAGACACCUUAUUAAUCAUCAAGGAAUUCAUAGUGGAGAGAAACACUUUGCAUGUAAAGAAUGCGGGAAAAGCUUCAAUCAGAAGGGACAUCUUGUUACUCAUUUAGGAGUUCAUACUGGAGAGAAACCUUUUAAAUGUAAUGAAUGUGGAAAAGACUUUAGCAGGAGAGGAAACCUUAUUGCUCAUCAAAGAACUCAUACUGGAGAGAAACCCUUUGAAUGUAAGGAAUGUGGGAAAGCCUUCAGUGAAAGGGGAAACCUCAUUACCCAUCAGAGAACUCAUACUGGAGAGAAACCAUUUGAGUGCAGUGAAUGUGGCAAAGCUUUUAGAGAUAGGGGAAGCCUUAAUAGACAUCAGAGAACCCAUACAGGAGAGAAACCCUUUGAAUGUAAUGAAUGUGGGAAAACCUUCAGCCAGAGGGGACUACUCAUUCAUCAUGAGAGAAUUCACACUGGAGAGAAACCCUUUGAAUGUAAUGAAUGUGAGAAAGCCUUCAGUAGCAGGGGAAGCCUUAAUAGACAUCUAAGAAUUCAUACUGGAGAGAAACCCUAUGAAUGUAAUGAAUGUGGGAAAGGCUUCAGCCAGAAGGGACACCUUAUUUAUCAUCAAGGGAUUCAUACUGGAGAUAAACCUUUUAAGUGUAGUGAAUGUGGAAAAGGCUUUAGUUGGAGGGCAAGCCUUAUGACCCAUCAGAGAACUCAUACUGGAGAGAAACCUUUUGAAUGUAAUGAAUGUGGGAAAAGCUUUGGUGAGAGGGGAAACCUUAUUACCCAUCAAAGAACUCAUACUGGAGAGAAACCUUUUGAAUGUAAUGAAUGUGGGAAGGCCUUCACCCAAAGGGCAAGUCUUAUUACCCAUCAGAAAACUCAUACUGGGUAA
This is a messenger RNA of Gracilinanus agilis (Agile Gracile Mouse Opossum), 1875 nucleotides long. RefSeq names its product zinc finger protein OZF-like. Bases 361 to 1875 code for a protein of 504 amino acids. Gene Ontology annotation, biological process: central nervous system development; regulation of transcription by RNA polymerase II. The transcript has 7 exons. Gene Ontology annotation, cellular component: nucleus. NCBI's taxonomy places the organism in Eukaryota, Metazoa, Chordata, Mammalia, Didelphimorphia, Didelphidae. Gene Ontology annotation, molecular function: DNA-binding transcription factor activity, RNA polymerase II-specific; RNA polymerase II cis-regulatory region sequence-specific DNA binding. The record is from RefSeq and is a predicted model, not a curated record.